This is a messenger RNA of Quercus robur (English oak), 1820 nucleotides long. RefSeq lists its product as uncharacterized. Lineage: Eukaryota; Viridiplantae; Streptophyta; Magnoliopsida; Fagales; Fagaceae. Gene Ontology annotation, cellular component: BRCA1-A complex; BRISC complex. The transcript is spliced from 10 exons. The record is from RefSeq and is a predicted model, not a curated record. Gene Ontology annotation, biological process: double-strand break repair. The coding region runs from base 174 to 1490 and encodes 438 amino acids. Gene Ontology annotation, molecular function: metallopeptidase activity; cysteine-type deubiquitinase activity; polyubiquitin modification-dependent protein binding.
CCGAUUGUCCCCAAAGCAUCUUGAAAUACGACUUACGAGGCGUGCUUCAAAUCAAAAUACCUCGUAGGUCUUUUUUGUUUAGGAUUCUCAGCGAUCUCUUCUUUCUCUGUCUGUCUGUCUGUCUGUCUGUCUUCCUCCAAAAUUUUCUUUCUUUUUGGAGAGAGAGAGAGAAAAUGUCUUUAACAUGUGUGAAAAUGUCAGAAGAAGUGUGGUUAACAUGUCUGACUCAUGCAUUGUCCACAGAGACCGAAGAGAUCAUGGGCCUUCUUCUUGGUGAUAUUGAGUACUCUAAGAAUGGGAGUGUAACUGCACUAAUUUGGGGAGCGUCACCUCAAACAAGAUCUGAUCGGCGAAAGGACCGUGUGGAGACUAAUCCUGAACAGUUGGCUGCUGCAUCAGCUAAGGCUGAGAGAAUGAGCACAUUGGUUGGAAGAACAACAAGAGUAAUUGGGUGGUAUCAUUCACAUCCUCAUAUUACAGUUCUUCCUUCUCACGUUGAUGUGCGGACUCAAGCGAUGUAUCAACUUCUAGAUGCUGGGUUUAUUGGACUGAUAUUUUCCUGUUUUAGUGAAGAUGCAAACAAGGUUGGAAGAAUCCAGGUCAUUGCUUUUCAGUCCUCAGAUGGGAAGCAGAAUAAUGUGUCAAGACCUAUAUCUCUUUCUCCUGUAAAUAGAAGUUCAGUUAUAGAUCUUGAAUCAUCUUUAAGUUCCUCAGAAAAUUUAUCAGCAAGAUCUGGCUCUGGAAGGGCAGAGAGCCCUGAACUAGACACUGGUGAUUCAAGAACAGCUGCAGCAAAUAAGGGUGGUGGAAGAUCCUCGGAGUUGGGGGUUUUCUUUGCUAAUGCAGAUGCCAACUAUCUAGGAAGAGAGAGGAUGGGAGGAACCCACCGUGCUGACAGUUCAGACAACAUCAUUGUUGACAUAGACCCCAUGGAUAUGUCAGAAAGUAUGCAAGAAGCAAUGCACCGUUCGAAUUUGGAAAUGAGUGGUGCAGAGUAUGUCAGGAAAGAAGUUCCUCUUCAUGUUUUGCCGUCAUCUUCCUUUGUUAAGCUUGAAUCCCCUUUAACGUCGUUUACAGACCUGCAGCGUGUGCUAUAUGAAGAGGAGCGGGCAGCAUAUAACCAAGCCAUAUUGCAAAAUAUGAGGGAUGGGAAAGUGCAUCCGCUUUCUUUCAUACAUCAUACCUCAACUUAUCAGGCUUCCUUGUGCAAAUUAAUUGAGUAUUGUUUAAGUCCAGCCAUAAAGGCACUCCAGGACCGCUUAAAAGAGAAUGAAAAUCGGUUAAAAACGCUGACCAAUGAAGCCAAGUCUUUGGAGACAGAAGCCCUUAAAGGGGUUGAAUCAAGUUCAGGAUCUCCUCGUCAAGCUCCUUCUCAUGGUCUCCGAGGAAAUACUUCAUCUGGUCAUAGGGAUUUGUAUAGUCCAACUGAGCCCACGACCACAAGGAGUGUUGCUGGUUCUGGUAGCCGGAGCAGAAAGGUUUAUCAAUGAAAUUCCAGAAUACAGCCUCUUCCCAAUGUAUGUUGUAAUGUAGUGUUUAAAUUGUAAUUCGAACUCCAAUGAAGAUUUUUGGGGUUUAGUUUCUUGCACAAAUGAGUGUGUAUGGAAUGUGUUGUGAAAGUGGCAUGUUGGCUCCAGAGAUUUCAUUUUUUGUGUAGGAUUCUGGAGUCAAAAGACAUUUGUAAAAGUAGGAUGCAAAUUAUUACUAAAAGAUAAGAUAGAGAGAGAGAGAGAGUGGGAGAGAAGAAAAGUACAAUGCAAAUUGCAUCCUAAUUGUUUUUUGCACAUAUAAUGCUAUAAAGUUCAAAGAAGUUAAUCCAA